AUGUGUAAUGGCGAUGAUCCCAUCCUAACAGAGAAAGGAAUUCCCUUGGCAGAUAAAGUGGAUAGAUCCGCCGACGAACUAGAAGAAUCUACAAAUAUUCUGAAAGACGACAAGUUGAAUGCAGAUGCGAUGAAGCUUCUCGCGAAAGGAGCACAAGGAAUUCUAUCAGGAACCACCGAUCUCCUCGAAGCGUUUGAUGAAAGUGAAGUAAGAGACAUCGUAAAACUAAUCGACGAGAGUCUGGCAGCUCUAGAGCCAUUGCGCAGGGUUGGAACUGCCGCAGAGCUUGUAAAGGAGGUAAAAGCUGUCAGUCUCAGCUUACUUAAGGUGGCGCGAUCUAUGGAGAAGCGACGCGCUCAGCUUCAGGAAGGUACACAUCUGGAGAGCGUGAAAAUGGAAAUCGAGGCCGUGAAGAGUGUGAGUCCUUUGAUGGUGUCAGCGUGCAAGACGCAUCUGCUGCACAAAGACAAUGAAAACGCGGUGAUUUCCAGAGAUGGAACAUUGUCGCAGAUAUCUUCUUCCUUGAACAAACUGCGAUUCCUCGUUCAGCUGAAAUUCUUCAGAAAGGAGGACUUCUUCGGUCACGGCAGCAGUGGUGGACAUUUGGAAGAUAUGAUGCUGGGCAAGAAGCAAGGCGACAAAGUAGCCAGUGAUGCACUCUUAUCAACACUCGAUGAAUUCCUCCGUGACUGCGAGGCUGUAGCCAAGAAACUUGAGGAUGGAGAGGAAAAGAGCAACAUAUUAGCGGAUAUUGCUGGUUGCCGUUCACUCCAGAAAGAGCUGACGCAGGCAUUCAAGGCUUUGUCUGAAAACCCCGACGACCCUGCGUGCCAUCGGCAGGUAGCCGAGACAUCUCAAGAACUCUACGAGCGCGUUGGCGAGCUCGCACUAACGUCGAAGCGUGCUCUAGCGCGUAGAAACAAUGAGCUAGUGACCAAUGCUCGCCUACACGCAACAGAAGCGAUUUCAGCUGGUAAGACUGGAGACCCUAAGGAGACUGAUGCGAACUUGGCUGCACUAGAGGAUGAUCUCAACGCAUUGGAGGGUGUAUCGAACCUAAUCUCAUAUCUCUCAACGGAUGACGAAAAGGCACACAAAGUCAAUGAAGCCAUGGAUGACGUGAAGGGCUAUACUCCGGUUCUCGCUGCUACUUGUAGAAUGGCCGCAAGCAUCCCGGAGGACAAGGCUCUAAAUGCUCAUGCAAGCAUGGUGAAGUCAGAGUGGGAUCGAAAAAUGGAUAAGCUUGAAGACGCGACCGAUAGGGCUAUUGAGAAUCAAGGCCUAACUGUCGGUGUUUUGGAGGAAGGUAUGUUCAAAGAUAUUGCAGCUGUCAAGACCGCUGCUGAAGCCCAUAGCAUGGGUCAAUACACUCCCGCGUGUGUUGUCUUACAACAACGAGCGGAUAAGCUCAACAAGCUGCUCGCAGGUGAAGCCGAUCGCACCGGAGUGCUCACAGAGAAAGAUCUAUUCAAGACUCACGGGCAGGCACUGACCUACGCGUUAAAUGCCUUCAAUGCAUCCUCUCAGAAGGUGGUUGAAGAUGGAAAUGACGCUGAUUCGGCCACAAAGGCCAAGCUCGCUAAGGAUGCUGCUGCUAUGGAGAAAGCAGUGAUAGUCGCAUGCAACGCUGUUGGCUGUACUGAUAGUCUGGCCGAUAUCGAAAGAAAGGAGCUACAAGCGAAGGAGGGCCGCAGGGUGCAGAAGGAGUUGGAGAUCAAGCGCCGCGAAGAGGAAUCGAAGAACGAAAAGCUCAAAUUGGAACGUGAAGCGGAGGAGCGAAAAGCACGUGAGGCGGCAGAAGCCGAGCGCAUUGCUGAGCUGGAGCAACUGGAGAAGGAGAAGAUGGUCAAACUGCUGCAAGAGGAGGAGGAGAAGAAGCAGUUCGAGCUCAAUACGAUUGGACAGGCGGCCGAAGCACUGCACGAGGAGGCAAAUCAGUGGGACGAGAACGACAAUGAUAUCAUCUGUCUGGCAAAGAAAAUCGCGGAGUCCUUCAACAAGAUGGCUGUGCUCGAGGGCCAGCAGAACUGCAAGCGCGAGCUGAUCACGCUAGCCAAAACAAUCUCUACGGAUGCGCGUGAGAUGGCUAAGCUCGCUACGAAGUUUGCCGAUAACUGUGCCGACAAGAGGCUGAAAGCCAAUCUGCUGAAUACCGUCGCCGUUAUGGAAACCAUCGGAGCUCAACUCAAGAUCAUCGCCGCUGUCAAGGCUUCGAGCCCUGGAGAUCAAGAAGCAGACGAUCAGCUCAACAUCUGCGCUGCAAAUUUAAUGGGGCGGUGCCAGGAGUGUGUCAGUCAGUGCCACUCAGCAUCGAUCAAACCCAUUGAUGCCAACCACCCAUUAAUGGAGAAGGUCACUUGGAGAAAGAAGGUCUACCGCAACAGAGAUUGCAAGUUCUGAAUCGGAAAGAGCAAUUCUCACAAGCUGCGCGAGUAGUUUGUAAUUUCCCGGUAGUAGGUUGUGAGUGAUGUGUGUCCCGCGAGUUGUACUUGCUGGCGAACACGAAAUAAAGUUAAAC
Sphaeroforma arctica JP610 is the source of this 2518-nucleotide messenger RNA. RefSeq lists its product as hypothetical. The record is from RefSeq and is a predicted model, not a curated record. Gene Ontology annotation, biological process: cell adhesion. The transcript has 4 exons. The coding region runs from base 1 to 2400 and encodes 799 amino acids. Gene Ontology annotation, molecular function: actin filament binding. Lineage: Eukaryota; Ichthyosporea; Ichthyophonida.